Molecule: messenger RNA, 3277 nt
Organism: Calypte anna (Anna's hummingbird)
Lineage: Eukaryota; Metazoa; Chordata; Aves; Apodiformes; Trochilidae
Gene: PALMD
Product: palmdelphin
Biological process (GO): regulation of cell shape
Cellular component (GO): membrane; cytoplasm
Source: RefSeq, a predicted model, not a curated record
AUGUACGUAAGCUUGUGUCUUGAGGCACAAUCCCUACCUGCUCUGUUUGGUGUAUUAAAAAGUCAGACUGACACCAUCAAAGAAAACCUGACAAAAGAAAAACUGCAAGAAGAAAUUGCACAAAAACGUCUAAAGUGGAAGAGGAAAAAAAUGAAACACCAACAUUUAAAGAAAAAAGCCUUAAGAGAAAAAUGGCUCUUGGAUGGUCUUAGUUCUCUCACUCCAAAAGAACGAGAAAUGCAGAAGCAGAAUCAGGAGGACCAGCAACGAACUUAUGAGCUGGAACAAGAUAUUUCCAGACUGGAGAAUGAAAUCAAGGCCCUGGAAAGAGAGGAAAUGGAAGUCUCAGCUAAGGAAGAAGCAAUUUUAAAGAAACUAAAAUCUGUUGAGAAAACAACAGAAGAUAUAAUAAAGUCUGUGAAGACUGAGAAAGUAGGAGUUGCAAAAGAGGCAGCAGAUUACAUAUACAACAGCAUACCUGACCUGCCCAAGGAUUUCAGGCCUUCUGUACUGAAAAGUACAGCACAUGCUGCCAAUGAUGAUGAAGAAAAGAGAAAAGCAUGUUGCCAUGGGAAGAUUAAAGUGAAGAAGACACUGAAACAGGAGAAAUACACAGUGUUACAAAACGAACCUCUUCCUCAAAUGAGUUUAAAGAGACAGGAAAUUAAGCACGAUUCUCAUGAUGAUGGCAGGAAGUCAGUCUAUGCAGUGCCCUCAAAUGGCAGCACAACACAAAAUGAGAUGGAUAAACUUGGUCCUGUUGAGGUGGAGGACCUGCUACGACAGGCCACUGAAAAAAAUUCCCAGUCUCCCACAGAGUAUCAUGAGCCUGUGUUUGCAAACAAAUUUUGUCGGCCAGUACUCUCUCAGAAAGAGAAGUUAGUACCUGGACCAAAACUAGAAGACACAUACAGAAGAGAGAUGAAUGGAUUUAGCAACCAUCAAACAGAAUUCUCCUCCAAAACACAACCCUUAAAGCAGCAACAUAAAGAGAAUGGGCUUGUUCCAAAGGUAAUACAACCAAAGUCUCCCUCCUCUCCAGUGUUCUCCUAUACAGAGAUGGAAGUGCACCGUAACCCGAGAACAGGGUGAUCUGUAACAAAGAAAGAAAAAUCUUCACAUGAGGAAUUAAAACCUUUCCAGGAUAUAAGAGAAAGAUAUAAUGAGACAAGUUUAAGUCCUUGCCAUCCUAAAAAAACAUCCACUGCACCUAAAGAUGAAGAUGAUGCUCAGUACAGCAUUGUCCAAGCUGUACCAUGCUACGUAGACGACUCUGAACCAGUAACAAUGAUUUUCAUGGGUUAUCAGCGCAUUGAUGAUGAGGAGGAAGCAAACCAAAAGUUGUCACAAUAUGAUGGGGUUAUCCACGCAGAAUUAGUGAUCAUUGAUGAUGAUGAAGAUGACAGCAAAUCUGAGAAACCAGCAUAUCAUCCCAUAGGCCACUACAGCCAGGUUUAUCAGCCACCAAGCAGGAAAACCACAGAAGUCCCACAGUCAAACCCUGUGAACAGUAUGGGCAAAAGCCUAAACAAGAUACCCCACAAAAAUUCCAUCUCCCUGCAAGAACAAGAGGAAUGCUUAAAUUCAGCAACACAGCGCCAUCUUCACAGCCAGGUAUCUGAAGAUGGUACUGAAGAUCCAUCACUAACAGCUCUGAGGAUAAGAAUGGCAAGCUGGGGAAAAAGUGAUUUAACUACCAUAAUGACAUGGAAGUAAGAUUUACUACUCAAAGCAGAAUAAAGCUAAGAAGAGUUUCUUCAACAGCUUUUUUGGAUCAGAAUGCUUGCUUUUCUCCUGUUUUAUGCAUCUGGGUUGUUUACCCUCUGCAUAAUCCAGUGGGCUCUGAUAGAGACAGAUUUGACCAAACUGCCACAUACACAAAUCACAUCCUCGAUUUUGUUGAAGCAGUGGAAAGUUACCUAAGACCAUAAGCACAAUGUACAUCCAAGUAUGAAGACAUGUGAGUACCUGUUCCCACAAUCAGGAAUGCCUUGUUGCUAUAUACACAGAGCAGAUAAACACCCAUCUCCACAGAACUUCACAGGACUUGUUCCACUACAAAGUGUGCCAGCCUACCCGAUUUUGAUUGAAAAUGCCGCCCAGCAUUUUUCCGGUAAAGACAUUAGUUAAUAAAAAACUAAACACGAGAGACAGGAGCAGGAAGAAAUAAGAUCAUUUCCAAUUUUAACAACUUGGCCAAAAUUGAAAGCAUUCAUUUUUAAGUGCCAGAAAAAAAUAGUUAAAUAUUUAAACAUUUUACCACCUUUUAGAGCUCCACAGUCCAUCGACCUUUUUAUUUUAUGUAUGACAAUAUAGCCAUUCUCAGACCCUGCUCCCUACUCCAUACCACAUAAAUGCUGCCCACCCAUAACCUUGCAGAUCAACCCUGUGCAUAAUGCUGCAAGCAGCCUGACCUCCACAGCAUGGUCUCACCUCCUAGCUUCGUACAGAAAGCCCUGCUUUUCCAGGGAACUGGAUGCCAGACAGGCAGUUCCUGUCCAUUAGAAAAAAAAAAAAAAAAAAACAAAAAAAACCACCAAAAAAAAACAACACAAAAAAAAAAAACCAAAAAACCCACAAAAAACCCCCCAAAAAACCAAACAAUAAAAAAACCCACACACAACCAAAACUGCUUAAUAUACAGAUUCCAGCUGUUGAGGAGAUGAAAUGAAUGCAAGACUCCCAGAAAUGCAAGACUCUCAGAAACACUGAGUUGCCAAAUGGCUUGUCCUGCAGCUGCAAGCAGGUCUAUUCCAGGUGUAGCAACUGCUGAGCACAGCUCUCCAGCAAGGUCCCAGGCCUGCACCAAGGAACAAGUUCAUUUUUCCACAUAAGAACAAAUGGCCCUAAAACCAGCCAUAAGGUACAUCUAGAAAUACCACAUGCAAGUCAGAUUUUUCCAGCACAUAGCACUUAGGGGAAGGGGAAGUGCCUCACAGCACUAUAUUCAAAUCAGUAUGAUAGCUUUAUUUUCCUAGGUCUUAUCCUGGUUUGAAUUAUUAAACAGAUAAAGCUCAGGUUGUGUUAUUCUAUCAUAGCUGACUCAAAUUAUACACCAGCAAAACACAUCUAACUUUUUUUGCUGGCCUUCCUCGUUUCAAAGCAUGAAACUGAAGCUUCUACCUCAUACUGAAGCACAACGACCUGGGGCCUCUAAGCUCUUGGUGGCUCCCAGUUUGAAAGGGGUAAUAAUUUCAGAUGUUAGGACUUGUCAGAGAUGGCUACCUAGAGAAUGAAAUAGUAGGUAAGAACAAAUAAAUUUAAUUUUCUCUAUGUU